Molecule: messenger RNA, 882 nt
Organism: Cladophialophora carrionii CBS 160.54
Lineage: Eukaryota; Fungi; Ascomycota; Eurotiomycetes; Chaetothyriales; Herpotrichiellaceae
Exons: 1
Coding region: 1-882 (293 amino acids)
Source: RefSeq, a predicted model, not a curated record
AUGACCUCCUCCACCUUUAGGAUCUGCGCCUCUGGGUCAAGAUUAGAUACCUCAUACGUCAGUUUCGAGUCGGAGAAGGGAGUGCGAUCACCAAGAACUCCAACAUACAUUCCAGAUUCUCCAUCAGUACAAUCAGCCUGUCCUUUCGACCAUACCAGAUUCUUUGCCGAACCCACACCCGAGACCAAGAGCAGACCCUCGUUACCACCGCCACCGACCACGAGGCCCACGGAGUGGAUAUGGAUCUGCCAUCUUUGUCACUCGCGUUAUGCUCUCGGAGUGACGCGGCGAUGUCUGGUCGAUGGGCACUACUACUGCUCCGGCGAGAGUGACAAGCCAAGUAUGAGGAAGAAGAAAAAGCAGAAGGCAUGCUCGAGUGAAUUUGACUAUGGCGCGUGGAAAAUGUGGGGUGAAUGGCGUCGCAAAGUCCUUCGAACGAUUCAAAACGACAGAGUCUUCAAAGGCUGCGAGUACUGUGACUUUCCCAGCCAGUGUCGGUACCCGAUUGACACACAUCCACUCGGUGAUCUGGGGACGGCAUCGGUGACGCCCAAAAUCACUGUGAUCGAAUCAGACCCUGCAGUGAAGCGGAAAACUGAGCAGGAUAGAGCCAAGAGCAAAUCGACCGCCAAUGAGAGCGUUGACUUUGAUCAGAUCUUGAAGAGCAUGGUUGACACGGACGUACAUCAGCCGAACUCGGACACGCUGAAAGAUACGACGAAGAUGAAGGUAGGCGGGAAGAAGAAAAGCUCCGGCAGCAAGGACAAGGUUCCCUCCUUGGAGUUAGAACUGCCUCACUUUGACACAACAUUGAACUACCUGGUGGCAAUGGAUUGGGCCAAUUUCGAAGAAAUUGAAUUGGGAAAGACAAAGUUGGAGUGA